CAAAAUUUUGAUGUUUUAGUUAAAAAUAGCUCAAGGAAUUUGUUGAGAUUGCGAUUAAAUUUAGUUUUGUCAUGAGGUUUAUUGUUUUCCACUGUUGCUUUUGUAAACAUUGUUCAUAAAAUUUAACUCUUUACGGCAUGCUUACAUGGCCUGCCAGUCUAGAUUGGCAAAAUUUUUGUAACCUGAUCCAAAAACCGUGCCCACCCCUGCUGUAUAGUGUAUAUUUCCUCUCACGAUUAUUUGUUAUUUUUGUUCAAUUUUUAAUAAUACUGUUUGCUAACGUCGUAAUUGCUUAGCGGCAUUAUUCUCGACUGUGUUGACUGCACAUCUCAGUUAAAAUUGAAUGCCCCCAGGCUCACCCAAACUUGAGGAGCUGGCCCAGUUAAAUAAAUUUUAAUUUUUCUUUAUCGACGUGUUAUAUUCUUACACGUCCAAAUCAAUUCUUUAUUUAGGUUAAAAUCCUAUUUUCAUUAAUGUUACAAAUACCAUUUUACCCCCUGUGCGGAGGAGGCCAGCGUUACUGGCAUAAAAAUGCAUGAAAAAAAUUUGUUGGCAAGAUUCAAAAAAUGAUAGUGCCUUAAAUACUGUUACAUAUCAGUGGCUGCUUGUUUUGAUCCUUGGUACAGAGCAGAAGUCGAGAAUAUUCAUUGUAUAACAAAUUGGAGUUAAUUUUUGUGUCGUUUGAAUUUGCGUAACUUUUGUAAACUUCGAUAAAUUAUCAAGAUUCAAAUAUUAAAAAAAAUAUUAUAGUGUUGUCACCCUAAAUCUUUAACUGUAUAUUUAUUUUUUUUAAUAUUACAGAGUCAAGUUACAUCAGCGUCUCGCUGUGAUUUAUAGCUAUUGUUUAUCAGUAAAAGGUACAGAACAUGGCUGAUUUUAAAAAAUCUGCAAAGAUUACCCACUCAUUGAAUAUACUUUCAUCAUUCAAUGAACUAAAACAAUCUGACUGCAUUUGUAACUUCACAAUCAAAGUUGGUGACAAAUCUUUCAAAGUCCAUCGAGACUUGCUUGCCGCAGUAUCAAAGUACUUCAAAGGCAUGUUUUCAAGUAACAUGGUUGAGGCUCGGAAUGGUUUUGUCAUUAUGAAAGACAUUUGUGCUGAUGCUGUAGGGCAGUGUGUAGAUUUCAUGUAUACUGGUGAAGCAAAUCCAUCCAUGGAAUCUGUUGAAAAUACUUUGUAUGCCUCCCACUUAAUGCAGCUUGAUGUAUUAUCAAGUAUAUGCUUUAAUUUCAUGGAAAAUAAUCUGUCAGUGCAGCAUUGCCUUCUAGUGGUCAGGUUGGCAAGACUUUAUGAUCGUACAGAGCUACAGACCAUUGCUGAGCAAUUCAUUGUGGAUAAUUUUCAGUCUCUAAUUUUGGGUGAAGAUUUUUUACAUUUCAGCAAUGAAGAACUCAUAUUCUAUCUGCAAAAGUUGGAUAAAAAUCAUGAAGUAGUUUGGCAUGCUGUGAGAAGAUGGAUUUCAAACAAGGGUGAAAAGAUUGGAUCAGAAUUAAUGGUUACUUUGCAUUUCGGAGAGUUUCCUUAUAAAUUUUUGCUCACUGAUCUGCUAAAUGAUUCUUUGGUAGAAAGUUCUCCAGAAGCAAAAAGUUUUGUCAUCAAAAAAUUGCUUUUCAAUAUUGAUGGGUUGAAAGAGAAUUUGUCUCUCGACACUUUAUUCAUUUUACGAAAGAUUAAUCUGUUCAAAAACAAAGUUUGCUCAGAGAAUGUGAGAAAUAUAAUCAAUGAAUUUAUGGCUCAAAAUUUUGAGCAGAUUGUACGGAUGGAUGAAUUUAUUGAGUUGGAAAAAAAUGAAAUUUUUUUCUUGUUCAGAUCUCAGGAAACAAAAUAUUUCCCAGAGAAAAUUAAAUGGGAAGCUGCACUGAAAUGGGCCAAACAAAGUCGUCGUCAUCAGAAAGUUUUUCCAGACUUGUUCGAGUUGAUGAAACUUGAGGAAUUUUCUGAUGAUUUUAUUAAACAAACAGUCAGGAAUGAACCUUUGGUUAAAGAGUCGCAUAAGUGUAAAGAUUUAUUGCUUGAUGCUUAUUCCAGAGCUCGGACUGGGAAACUCGGACUUGUCCCACAUAUUGCUGUCUCAACAAAGACUGGUAUAAAGGCUCUGAAUCCCCAAACAAAUCAAUGGUCUAGUUUGCAUUCAGAUUAUGAUGUUGGCUUUCACCUUGUCAAUGCUGAGAGACGAUUGUAUGCUUCAGAUGGGAAUGAAUUGUCUUUGCUACAAGAUGGUCGAUGGAUUAAGAGGGCCAAGGUUGAAAGGAAGAGUACGAUAAGAUACGAUAAGAUGGUUUAUCUCAAGGGUGGGAUUUAUAUUAUCAGCUGUGAUCAGCAUACAGUGCGAUAUGACAUUGCCAAAAACAGAUGGGAUAAGAAUUUGCCUUCAUGUGGUCAUGGUGUUGAUUUUUGUGCUGCUGCCUCUGAUGAGUUCAUAUAUGCGAUGGGAGGUUGGUCAACAAUGAAAAAAGCAAAUGUAUACGAUCCUGGAACAAAGAAAUGGUCUUCCCUGCCACAGAUGAUUCAAGCAGCAUAUAAUAGUGCAGCAGUCGUUUUUCAAAGUAUGGUUUAUGUACUGGGAGGUUCUGAUGGAUAUCGAUUUCACAACCUUGUUCAAUGUUAUAACCCUGUCGUUCGCUCAUGGACAGAAAUUGCAAAAAUGAAGAUGAAUAGAGGUUUGUUCAGUGCAUGUGUUGUUGAUAAUAAAAUGUAUGCAGUCGGUGGUGCUAGAUGUGAAAACUUGACUAAGGAUUCUAUUGAAACAUUCAAUGAAGAAACUGGUGAAUGGGAAUUAGUCUGUGAAAUGGAUCGGCUUGGGGUUGGAUGGGUUUAUUGCUGUAGCUUUGCUCGAUAAAUGAGUUAGUUAUCAGUGAUAAAAUCCGACAAUAACGAGAUAUACUUGUUUUCGUAUAUAUAUACUGUACUGGGCUGUAUUAACUUUCAUGUUUAGUUAUACUGGUUCAAUGAACUUGAAAUUCUGACUCCACUAUCAACUCUGUUUCGAAGAAUCUACAAUUCGGACCUCAGAGUCAAAUCUCCACAGUCCUGACCAAAGAGUAAAAUGUCUGUCUAUCUAUGUUUUGAUUUUUGUACCUAUAUAUUCAUUAUUUUGAAUGUUUUGAAUUGAAUUUCUACUAAAUCAUUGUUCAUGUCAGAUUUUAUAAAAAUUUUAAUUUCGCUUCAAAAAGGCUGAAUUUUAUGAUUUGAAGAACUGUAUAUUUUUUUGAUUUUUGUCAUCCGUAGUUUUUGUUUGAUUA
Styela clava is the source of this 3243-nucleotide messenger RNA. RefSeq lists its product as uncharacterized. Lineage: Eukaryota; Metazoa; Chordata; Ascidiacea; Stolidobranchia; Styelidae. The record is from RefSeq and is a predicted model, not a curated record. Gene Ontology annotation, molecular function: protein binding.